Molecule: messenger RNA, 3211 nt
Organism: Lepisosteus oculatus (spotted gar)
Lineage: Eukaryota; Metazoa; Chordata; Actinopteri; Semionotiformes; Lepisosteidae
Gene: tfap2a
Product: transcription factor AP-2 alpha
Biological process (GO): regulation of cell population proliferation; regulation of transcription by RNA polymerase II; anatomical structure development
Cellular component (GO): nucleus
Molecular function (GO): RNA polymerase II transcription regulatory region sequence-specific DNA binding; DNA-binding transcription factor activity, RNA polymerase II-specific
Source: RefSeq, a predicted model, not a curated record
CUGUAUUUCUUUCACUUUUGCUUGCCCUCGAACCUUUUAAAAUGUUCCCCCUUCUCUGUGAUUCGUCAGACGCGAGAGAAUGUCCCCUCUUUUUGUCUCUCUCCCUCUCUCUCCCCCUCUCUCUCUCUCUCCAUCUCUGAUUAGAUACACUGAUUCUUCAUUCAAUGGACGUCAUUUAGUACAGACUCUGCCUUGAGUUGCUUCCUCGCUUCACGCUCGAUUUCCGACCAUUCUUCCCUUAUUAAGUAUUCGUGUAAUAUUAAUAGUCAUGAAUAUCUGCUAUUAGGGAUCCAAGAGAGGAACCAGAUCUCUGCUAAUAUGAGCUCAAGUGAGGCAGCAGCUCAGUGAUAGAGCGGGAAGACAGAAGAAGGAUAUAAGAAAACUUUAAAUAAUAAUCUGCAGGGAAACAAAAUACUGCAUUUCUAACCCAAAUGAAGGGCGGCAGGAAUUUAACCAAAUUCUGAUGGAUUAUUGUGCUUCGGAGGUGCAUAUAUGAACAUUGGCGCUGUGAUCUUGCAGUAGUGUUGAUCUGGGCUUAUUUUGUUUGUUCUAUUUAUUUUUACUGCUUUAUCUCGUAUUUUUCUGAAAUUCUUACACCUUGAAUUGUUCGAACCGCUUCGCAGAUGUUAGUGCACAGUUUUUCAGCGAUGGAUCGUCACGACGGGACCGGCAAUGGGACGGCGCGGCUACCCCAGCUGGGGAGCGUGGGUCAGUCGCCUUACACCAGCGCCCCGCCGCUCUCCCACACCCCCAACUCCGACUUCCAGCCUCCGUAUUUCCCCCCACCGUACCAGCCGAUCUACCCCCAGUCUCAGGACCCUUACUCGCACGUCAACGACCACUACUCCCUGAACCCACUGCACGCCCAGCCUCAGCCACAGCACCCGGGCUGGCCGGGGCAGAGACAGAGCCAGGAGAGCAGCCUGCUGCAUCAGCACCGCGGGCUGCCCCAUCAGCUGUGUAGAGAGUACCGGAGAGAAGUCCUCCUACCGGGGGGUCACGGACUAGAUUCUGGACUGACGGACUCUAUCCCCAUCCACGGAAUACCUCAUUCUUUAGAAGACGUGCAGCAUGUUGAAGAUCAAGGCAUUAACAUCCCAGACCAAACUGUAAUUAAGAAAGGUCCCGUUUCCUUAUCCAAGAAUAACAGCAGCGCCGUCUCCGCAGUACCCAUCAAUAAGGACGGUCUUUUCGGCGGUGUGGUGAACCCCAACGAAGUGUUCUGUUCUGUUCCGGGUCGCCUGUCUCUCCUCAGCUCCACAUCAAAGUACAAGGUCACAGUGGCGGAAGUGCAGAGACGUCUCUCACCGCCUGAGUGCCUCAAUGCGUCUUUGCUGGGAGGAGUAUUGAGGAGAGCAAAAUCUAAAAAUGGGGGGAGGUCCUUAAGAGAAAAGCUGGACAAAAUCGGAUUAAACCUGCCGGCAGGUAGACGCAAAGCCGCGAAUGUUACAUUGCUGACGUCACUAGUGGAGGGAGAAGCCGUGCAUCUGGCCAGGGACUUCGGUUAUGUGUGCGAGACAGAGUUCCCAGCCAAAGCUAUAGCUGAAUACAUGAACCGUCAGCAUUCCGAUCCAAACGAACAAGUCCAGCGCAAAAACAUGUUAUUGGCAACAAAACAAAUCUGCAAAGAGUUCACAGACCUGCUUUCCCAGGACCGAUCGCCCUUGGGGAACUCUCGACCACAGCCGAUCCUUGAGCCAGGGAUUCAAAGCUGUUUGACCCAUUUCAGCCUAAUUUCCCACGGAUUCGGAACCCCUGCGAUGUGCGCCGCGCUCACGGCGCUACAGAACUAUCUCACAGAGGCUGUAAAAGCUAUGGACAAAAUGUACCUCAACAAUAACCCCAACAGCCACACAGACAACGGCACCAAAAGUGGAGAUAAAGACGAAAAACACCGAAAGUGAUCCCUUUUUUUUCUCCCCAGAAAUAUAAAUAUUAUAAAUAUAUUAUAAAUAUUACUGACCCAGGAAAAAAAAAAUGCGACUCGUCACUUCCUGCUCUCGCGAUUUUACAAGUUUGUUUCUACCGACACGCACCCACGUUGGGAAUUGAUGGGGGGGAGCGACGCCUUUUUUUUUUCUGCUUCCCUGCUUUUUAAGAAUGACAGAAUAAACCGAAACGAGAAAAGGAGCCGUUCGAUUAAAAACAAACAAACAAACAAAAAAAAAACGGUCCCGGCAACUUUGUGGACAUCUUAAAAUGUACUCCAGCCCUCCCCUCCCCACCUCACCUCACCCCGCUCUGUAUCUCCUUUUUUUAAAAAAAAGAAAGAGCUGCAUCGGACUGGAGCACAGCAACCCUUAUAUAACACGCAUUUUCGAUUGUAGCCACGUGAGAAAGGAGGGAAAGAGGAUGAAUUUUUAUCAGUAUUGUGAAUAAUAAACUUGAAAGAAAAAAACAAAUCACAGAGUUCCAUGUCAUGACUUCAGUUCUAGACUUUUCACUCUCCCAAAGGUAAAGCGACCGACUUGAACUUUUGAAUUCAACACGAUUCGCGUUUAUAGAAGGGAAUCAGUGUUCAUGUAUGUAUAUAUUUAUUUAUGUGUAAUUUAAUGGGAAUUGUAAAUAUGGUGCGUCUGUUGAAACCCUUUUUUUAAUUUAUCUGGUGAUCUCGUUUGCCUCCUGUUUAGUGGGUUUUAAUAUUCAGUUAGUUCAUCAUGUGAUUUUAUGGUACUUAGAAAACAAGGUUGGGGCGGGGGGGGGGGGGCUCUUUCUCUGGGGUAUAUGAAUUUUACCCUCUUGUAGCAUGUUGAGGCGACGCUUAAGCAACUGAACAAAUUAAGCAGAAAUAAACUUCCGUUUUCUCUCACUAUAUAUAUCAUAUAUCAUUCUUAUUACAUUCAGUUUAUGUUGACCGGGGCACUCGCGGAGCCCUGGCAAAUUUGAACUGUUUUGUGUUUUUAUUUUUAAAUACAAACCUUUAUGUGUUGUGCCAAGAAAAAAAAAAAGUUUCACCUCCUGUUCUUCCCUUGAAGCAACCGUAAGAGCAAUAAAUUGAUAUUGUCUUUUGAAAAAGAAAAAAAAAACACAUUUUUUUUUUGUUUAAAGAAGUUCAAAACGUUUGGAACCACCCAAUAUUUUGUAUGUCCAGUGUCCGGAUUGGAGGCGGUUUUAGUUGUAUUGUAUAGAGCUGUACUGGCAAUAGUUCCCAUGCCUGUCAAUGUAUCAUAGUCCUUUGUUGCCCAGAUAAAUAAAUAUUUGAUACGCUUUA